GAACUGUAGGUGCUUGUGCCCUACUCUGCUUCUGCCUUACUCUGCUUCUUCGUCUGAUCUAGUCUCUAGUGGUGAGUAGGAGAGCCCGACCACUGUCGCCGCUCGCGUUGCUCCCGUGCGAGCGACACGGGCGGAACCCAGAAACCUAGCGCCCCCACCGCGAGAUCCACCCCUCCUCUCCCGCCGCCGCCGGAGGAAGCUGCAGGGCGAAGCCGCUGCAGCCGACGGCGGCGGCGGGGGCCUUGCUCGCGUCGUGGGAUGGCCCUGGUCACGGUCGUGCCUCCCUCGGUGACCGCGGCGGCGGAUUUGGCAAGGGCGCUCGGAUUCGACUCGUCCGGCUCCGGUGGCCUGCCUCAUCGUCGACAUGAAGGUGCCGUUGCUCGAGCGCGGCCCAUGGUCUGCUAGGUGGUGGAGGGGCGCUCGGGGGUGGCGCUGGCGCCCAGAUCCACCUCGUCCUUCUCAGGUGCGUCGGGGGCUGGCCUGCUCCUUUCCUUCGGCGCUGUCUCGAUCCGGCCUGCCUCUGUGCGCCGCUGCAUCUUGCGGCGGCCCUCGGCUUCUCCGGCGAGUGACUGUUCCAGCUCGGGGAGGCGCGACCCUGGCUGUUCCUGUGCUCGAUGGGGCAGACUAAUUUCUGCCCAGAUCCGGUGCGCGCCGAUGUGGUCUCGCAAGAUCCGGGCAGCACACGCCCUGAAGAUGCCGUCAUGGUUUGUUGGUUGCUCACGCUCCGGAUGCAAAAUUCUGGGUCGACUUGGUCGACGCCGGUGGCAACGGCGGCUGUGGCUGUCGUUUUCCUCGCGGAGGGGCCGCCGUGGAGCUGUUUUUCAGCCGCAAACCUCCUGUUUCGUUGUUUUCCGGGUGAAAACCUAUGGUCGGGCUUGCCGGAUCGGGUGGCGGUGGUGUCUCUGGCAUCAUUCCCUUCUUGGAGGCGCCAUCUUGGAGACACGAACUUCGGCUAGUGUUGGUGUGUGUGGAUGAAGGAGGUGCGGCUGGUGGUCUGUUUGUGCGGCCGACUGGGGUCGACGGUGGUGUGUGAUGUGGUGGUGGAGUGGUGGUGGUGCGGCCGGCUUGCGCUGGUGUGCACGGUGAAGCGAUCCGGGUGUAGACUCGGCUCCUUGAUGCCCUUCGGCUUCGCCGGCGGUGCCGCUGUUGUGUUGUAGCCUCGGCUGCGUGUGACUCUUCGUCCGGGUGUGGACUCGGUCGCUCAUUGCCCUUCGGCUGCACCAAUAGCCUUGAGGCACCAUGGAUGGUCUCGGUUGAUUGGAGCUCUUCGUCUACGGUGGUGGUGUUCUCGUGCAGCUCAGGUGCUACCGGAAGUGAUCGAAGGCCUUCAGUAUGGGCAAUCUGUGCUGCUGUGUUCAAGUUGACCAGUCUACCGUGGCCAUCAGGGAGCAGUUUGGGAAGUUUGACAGUGUGCUUGAGCCAGGAUGCCACUGCCUGCCUUGGAUCUUUGGGAAGCGUGUAGUUGGCCAUCUCACACUGAGGUUGCAGCAGCUGGAUGUGCGGUGUGAAACUAAGACAAAGGACAAUGUGUUUGUCACUGUUGUUGCAUCGAUUCAGUACCGACCUCUGGCUGGCAAAGAAAGUGAUGCAUACUACAAACUAACCAACACAAGAUCCCAGAUUCAAGCCUAUGUCUUUGAUGUGAUCAGGGCAAGUGUUCCAAAGCUCAACCUGGAUGAUGCUUUCGUGCAGAAGAACGAUAUAGCAAUGGCUGUGGAGGAUGAACUUGAAAAGGCUAUGUCGGCAUAUGGCUUUGAGAUCGUGCAGACCCUCAUUGUCGACAUCGAGCCAGAUGCGCAUGUCAAGCAGGCGAUGAAUGAGAUCAAUGCAGCUGCAAGGAUGAGGGUGGCUGCAAACGAGAAGGCGGAGGCUGAGAAGAUUGUCCAGAUCAAGCGUGCCGAGGGUGAAGCAGAGGCCAAGUACCUGUCUGGCCUCGGUAUCGCCCGCCAGCGCCAGGCCAUUGUGGAUGGCCUGAGGGACAGCGUCCUGGGCUUCUCAGUCAAUGUGCCUGGCACCACUGCAAAGGACGUGAUGGACAUGGUGCUGAUCACCCAGUACUUUGAUACUAUGAAAGAGGUCGGCGCGUCCUCCAAGUCCUCGGCGGUGUUCAUCCCCCAUGGCCCUGGUGCGGUGCGUGACAUCGCCACGCAGAUCCGCGACGGUCUUCUUCAGGGCCAGUCUGCCUCUGACAACUAAGCAGUUUGCUUCGCCGGCAUGAACUUUGAAGCUGGUGGUGGUUUGUGGUUUGCUAGCUAUUGCCUACAGUACUGUCUAAUAUGAUGCGUGCCGUAUGAUUAUGACUUAUAUGGAACCAUAUGUGGAUCUUGGCUUAGGUCGAUGUGCGGUAACAAAACCUUUAACCUAUUGGGAAUGCAGGACGAUAUAAGUGUGUUAUGAAAUGCUGGUGAUGAACUUGAUCUAAUGCUUUUGCCUGCCUUUUAGUGCUGUCAGUUUCAUGUAAAAUGCUGGUUUAAGGUUACAUAUUUCUCAUGGGUGAUUUCUUCUGA
Molecule: messenger RNA, 2507 nt
Organism: Triticum aestivum (bread wheat)
Lineage: Eukaryota; Viridiplantae; Streptophyta; Magnoliopsida; Poales; Poaceae
Product: hypersensitive-induced response protein-like protein 1
Exons: 5
Coding region: 1333-2196 (287 amino acids)
Source: RefSeq, a predicted model, not a curated record